Dendronephthya gigantea is the source of this 674-nucleotide messenger RNA. RefSeq names its product ATP-dependent DNA helicase Q1-like. Gene Ontology annotation, biological process: telomere maintenance; double-strand break repair via homologous recombination. NCBI's taxonomy places the organism in Eukaryota, Metazoa, Cnidaria, Anthozoa, Malacalcyonacea, Nephtheidae. Gene Ontology annotation, cellular component: nucleus; nucleoplasm; chromosome. The transcript has a single exon. Gene Ontology annotation, molecular function: four-way junction helicase activity; 3'-5' DNA helicase activity; ATP binding. Bases 28 to 588 code for a protein of 186 amino acids. The record is from RefSeq and is a predicted model, not a curated record.
UUUAAAUCGAUAAUUAAAUAUUCCAAGAUGGCCGACCCUUCGAAGUGUUUACACCACUUACACGUGCUGCAGCGACUUCAUAAUGCUUUAAAUAUGGGAGGUUUCCCAUCGUUUGUCUUAAAGCCGUUACAGAUUAAAUGUUUUGAGCCCAUACUAAACGGAUUUGACGUCGUUGAUGUUUUACCAACUGGCUUUGGCAAAUCUCUUCUGUUUCAACUUCUGCCAAAUUUCUUGCCGACCAAAGCUGACAAAAAUAUCGUUAUUGUUGUCUGUCCUUUAAACGCAAUCAUCGAGGACCAGUUAAAGGUUGCUAAGAACAUCGGUAUUGAGGCAGAAGUUCUCCAGCUUGUUGAUCAUCGUAUGAAAGUAGCGGAAAGCUUGUUUAAAUCGGAUGAAAUGACUGCAGAAAGUGAUGAUGUAGGUGUACUUUUAAGCGACAAGAUGUUAAAUGGCGAUGUUCAACUUCUUUUUACCCACCCGGAAGCCUUAUUAAGUGAGAAAGGAAGAAAUCUAAUGAAAAGUACAGUGUUUCAAAGAAAUGUUGUCGCGUGUGUUGUAGAUGAAGCACAUUGCGUGGAAAUGUGGUGAGUGUUAUUGGUAUAUUCAUAUAAAUUUAAAGUUGUUCAUGCAUAGCACAUAGUGCAGUGGAAGAAUGUAUUGGUAUUAGUAUUAUU